Molecule: messenger RNA, 2273 nt
Organism: Labrus mixtus (cuckoo wrasse)
Lineage: Eukaryota; Metazoa; Chordata; Actinopteri; Labriformes; Labridae
Gene: dmtn
Product: dematin actin binding protein
Biological process (GO): actin filament bundle assembly; cytoskeleton organization; lamellipodium assembly
Cellular component (GO): actin cytoskeleton; plasma membrane
Molecular function (GO): actin filament binding
Source: RefSeq, a predicted model, not a curated record
AUGUCACAGGUGGAGGGACGGGCAACCCCAGUCAACCUGCCUUCCUCCAGGGGCACGAGCACGCCAGGGUCUCCUGCAACCGGCAUCACGGCCCGGGUGAACGACCAGGUGGUGGGCUACAGAGACCUGGCUGCUCUGCCCAGAGAUAAAGCCAUCCUGCAGGUGGAGAGGCCGGACCUGAUGACUUACCAGCCACACCUGAGCUUCUCCCCGCUCGACCAGCCGCGCAGAGAGCGUUCUCUGUCUCCUCCUCCGUCAUCUCCUCCCAGAUCUCCUGAGUUGAAGCCGCGCAGAGCAGAAAGUGAGAGCGGUUCACCUGGAGGAUCCACGCUGCAGCUGCAGGCCGGACGUAAAAUCAGCGCCAGCCAUCAGCACUUCCACAGACCAGAUAACGGCAUGAACAUCUACAGGAAACCUCCUAUCUACAAACAAGAUGUGAACAAACCUGUGGAGGGACGCGGCGUCAUCCAGUCCGCGAAGUUUCCCGCAGCUCAGCCCCCAGACCCCAACCUGCCGUCCAAGAUAGAGACCGAGUACUGGCCCUGCCCCCCCUCCCUCGCCUCCAUGGAGAUCGAGUGGAGGAAGAAGAAGCUGCAGGAGGAAGACGAUGAGUUUGAAGACCUGACGGACGAAGCAAGGACGCUGCAGGAGCAGGAGCUAGAGAAGAUCAAGUCCAACCUGGGUCGUCUGAUCCUCAAGGAGGAGAAGGAGAAGGCGAUUCAUUUCCGGAGGAAGACUCAGUCGCUGCCCGACAGAACACACAUGCACACCAGUUUGUCAGCGAGCGCAUCAAAGUCUCCUUCACACUCGGGCCCAGGACUCACCAGAAUGCAGUCUGCAGAGUUUUCCACAGAUGGAGAUAAAGGAGGUCCAGCGGCUCAGAACGGAGAGUCUCGGAGGGACAGGAUGGACAGAGGAAACUCUCUGCCGAGUAUCCUGGAGCAGAAGAUUUAUCCGUAUGAAGCUCUGAUUGUGACCCACAGGGGGCGCUGUAAGCUGCCGCCAGGAGUCGACCGCACUCGACUGGAGAGGCAUCUCUCUCCGGAGCAGUUCUUGGAGCUGUUCGGGAUGCCGAUUGCUGAGUUCGACCGCCUCUCUCUGUGGAGACGAAACGAACUGAAGAAGAAAGCCUCGCUUUUCUAACAGGAAGUGACCUCAUGCCUCUGAAAUACUUGAUGAACCGCCGGAGAACAUCAUCAGUCAGACAAACAAACCAAGCGACUCGCCACGUUCAAACACCACAUCCUACAUCUUACUAACCAAUCACGACCCUGGAUGUGUGCUGCCCCCCCCCCCGAGGAUCAGAGUUAACUGAAGGCUGGCCCUGAUUAACCCUUUACUCUGACUAACCCGACCCGAUGCACUGACACUCAUAUUACCUGUGCUGCACUUAUAAUCACCACUGCUUGCAACCAUCCUCGUUAUGUGUCCACUCAUCUUCAUCCUCAUCUUCAUCUUCAUCAUACCUGUGUUCUAGGUUCACUCAGCUCCAGAGGGCUGAACCAGCACGUCAGGGGAGCAGCUAUCCAACUCGUCUGGUGUCAUGAAGUUCACAUUUAACAGCGGCAGAUACACAAGGUUAAAGGUCGAUCACGACGUCCCCCCCCUCGGGUUAGAAUCAACGACCUGACGACAACGAAUCACAAAAACAAAUUCAGUCUGGACCAAAGAAAACUUCUGCCACAUCACCCGUUAGUCUGUCGAUUUAAAGGCGUCCAAUUUUAGUGGUGUAAAUAAUGGAUGGAUGACCCGGAGGAUUUUUCUCACUCCUGGAUGCGAGCUAGUUAUUAUCUGGACUAGUUAAAACCAGCUUCAUGACACCAGUCAUCCUCAGACCACCAAUAAGAAACCGACUUCCUGUUUCGGUCCUCUGGCGUUUGUGCUCUAACUUGAAUAAACAGCGGAUCAACGUCACGUCACGUCUGAAAACAUGUAACUGAUUGUAAUAUCUAUUUAUUAAGUGGAGCUUUGUAUUUAUUGGAGGAUUGUAAUUUUUACGACGCUCUUAUUUUGAAAAUAUUCUUAUUGAUGUACAGUUGUUUUUCUUGCUUUAACGUUUCCUCUCACAGUUUAACAACAGUUCUGACCUCUUAAAGGAGCAGGUCGCACUAAUCCACGUUAUCGUCUUUGUAUCGGAUCGUGUCCGGAGGUAGAAAAAAACGUCUCUCUGCCGCCGGCUUCUUCCUCAUGCUUUUAUUCUGCCGACACCUUCACACCAUCAGUCCUCAUUGUUUCUGUACGACGUAAAGGAUCAAAUAAAUCUGAGAAAACUA